GAAAGUGUCAGACCACGACGAAAAGCGCAACGACAAUGUCGUCCAAAUACACAUGUCAGCGUUGCCUGACGCAACUCCGGUCGGCGAGGCUGCAGCGACCAGUUCCCAGGAUAAAAUUUGAUGCCACGAGCCGCCGAUGGCACUCAAUCGCUCCUCGAACGACCAAACGGCAGUCGUCUACGGCUCAGGCCUUCAAGAACACGUCGAGCUCCACCGAUGCCAAUGGCGGCGUCAAGUCCAGCCUUGUUCUCACGCAGAACAACCUCUUUCACCCCUUCUCGAAGUCGCCAAUACCCGAAAUGCGCAGCCGAGCGGAUUAUAUAAAGUCCCAUGCUUGGUGUCCACACCCGUCGCAUCAACGUACGAGACUCGUACUUGACCCCAACGAUCCGGAGGCGAGAAAGCCAGCGUCCAAAGAGGCCGGUACGGCGCCGGCGCAUGUGAACUUCGAGUGCCCAGACUGCGGCAUCCCGGUGUACUGCUGCGAGGAGCACUGGGCUGAUGACUACGAGGCUCAUUUGGAGAUAUGCGACACGCUGAGGCAGAUCAACGAGGACGACCACGAUCUCAGGUCAGGCCGGGUGUUUAGCGAGUUCAGGAUGGCGGACGAGCAGAUGGAAGAGAUUCUGGUGAACAUGACAAACUGGGACACGCUGCUCUACACGCGCGAGUACGAAGCUAUAAACGACGACAGGCAGCUGAGGCAGGCGACGAGGCUACUUACGUAUCCUAUCACCAUCGGCAGCAUCCUGCACGAGUUGUCGCCAUACAACAUCCGCUCUGGCGGACGAUUGACUCCGGAGGGCCUGAGAUCCCUCUCGGCGCUUCGUUACACCCUCCAUCCGCCUCGUACAGGCGAGGGCUCCACAAUGAAGACCAUCCGGCUCAAGCCUCCCCCGGUUCGUGUCUUCAUUGUCGGAGCCCGGGCCGAGUCUUCCCUUCCACGUGAAGUUUGGACUCAGCUCGCGUACCUCUUCCCUCGCGUCGCCUUCCACUUGAUCUUCAUCGGCCCCGAAAGCAUGCUCAACCGCGACGCCGAAUUCCCACUCCCGGAGCGCACGCCGCAGAAUCCAUUCGGCGCGGUUGUGGAGGACAGGAUCAGCCACUACAUGAAGAUCAGCACCUACGUCGAUUACUUCCACACCUUGCACGAGGCGCAGCACUUUGCGCCGUACGAUCCCUACUUCGACGUCUUCAUGCUUUUCCACCCCGGCCUUGGGCAUCCCAUCUCUUCGUCUGAAUGGGCGGCCACCAUCCCCAUGCUUCUGGAGACGAAGUGCGCCAUCUUCGCAACGGGCUACACCGAGUUCGACAUGCAGAGAGACUUCGAGUUCGUGCAGAAGACGGCAGGUGGCGAGGUCGACCUGCUGAUGGAGCCGGGAGAGAAUCGAUUCAGGAGUCUGCGGUGGGAUCUGAACGACAUGGAGCCUCAGGAUAUCAGCGCGGGCAACUGGGGCGUGUGGGGUUUCAGAGGCAAGAGGUAUGAGGCCGAGAAGACGGAGUAAUUGCAGGACUUUGUCUCUCCCCGCUCCGUGUAAUUGUAGACUGUACUUCUAAUCCAUGCGGUUUUCCCACUACCAACGCCGUUGCUUCUGUCUCCCUCCACGUCCGACUCCAGCUUUGCCUUUAUAUGUUCAAAACUCUCCUUUUGAAGUCUCGAUCGUGGGAGAGGUGGCUGCC
Verruconis gallopava is the source of this 1680-nucleotide messenger RNA. RefSeq lists its product as uncharacterized. Lineage: Eukaryota; Fungi; Ascomycota; Dothideomycetes; Venturiales; Sympoventuriaceae. Gene Ontology annotation, cellular component: extrinsic component of mitochondrial inner membrane. The record is from RefSeq and is a predicted model, not a curated record. The transcript has a single exon. Gene Ontology annotation, biological process: mitochondrial respiratory chain complex IV assembly. Bases 36 to 1505 code for a protein of 489 amino acids.